This is a messenger RNA of Callorhinus ursinus (northern fur seal), 11151 nucleotides long. NCBI's taxonomy places the organism in Eukaryota, Metazoa, Chordata, Mammalia, Carnivora, Otariidae. The record is from RefSeq and is a predicted model, not a curated record.
AUGCCUGGGGAGCAGCCCCGCCGAGCACCGCCCCCAACCAUGACUCGAGACCUGCAGCCCUGCCAAAGAGCGGGUGGCACGGGGGGCCCUGCCCAGCCCCCCGGUGAGGACGGUGCCCCAGCCAGCAGGACCGCCAAGGCCACGGGCAGCAGGGCCCAGGCAGUGGAGCCUCCAGAAUCCCAGCCGUGGCAGGCCGGGGAGGUGGAGCCCAAGGCCCCGCUCCUGAGAACCCAGUCCCUGAGCAGCCCCCCGGGGAAGGGAGGCAGCCCCCAGGCCCCACUGGGGAGGAGCCACGCGCAGGCACUCACGCAGCAGGCCAGCAGGGCAGACGGCAGCCCCCAGCAGCUCUAUAAUCUGAACAUCUCCGGCUCGAGGGCCAGACCCACCCUGGACAAGACUCCUGAGCGCCCACAGGGCGAGGACCCCGGGCCCCCAGAGGCGAAGGCCCCACCCACCCCAGAAGAGCUCAGUUUCCAAAGGUGCUUCCAGGAGACCCCCUCCAGCUUUACCUCCACCGACUAUACCUCACCAAAUGCCACCUCUGGGCCCCCACCCCUCAGGGCCCCCCCGGGCAGCAGGCCAGCCUCCUACUCGGGAUUCCAGGCCGGCGGGGCUGACGGCUGGCCUCCCACUGUUGAGAACAGCUUCCCAGGUGCUAGAUUCGAGGUCCCUGCGGCCAAGCCGGAGCCCUUUCCCGAAGGGGACGGCCCCAGGGCGGCCUCCUUCCAGUACCCCUUCCAGGCACUGCAUGGGCCCGGCCCGAAACCGUUCCCCGAGGACACAGUCCCGCCCGAGUACGGGGAGAGAGCGCUGGUAUUUGCCUUCCGCCAGCCCAGGGGAGCAUGGCCAGAGGAAGCAGUGGGCACAGGCACGGCCUACCCCCUGCCCGCCCAGCCCGCUCCCCAACCCCCAGCCUGCUACCCUGGCCGGCCCGGCCUUGACCCCCCCAGUGACCUCGGCUGUGCUCACCCACAACCUGGUGCUGCUCCCCCAGCCCCCAGCCCCUUCUCGGAGAGCACAGCCACCUUUCCGGACACUUUGCACAAGAGCCUGACCAAAGCCCUCCCUGAGAGACCGCCUUCGGCCCACGACGACAGGCUGGGAAGCCCCAGGGCGCCCCCAAACUCUCUGUCACAGAGGCACUUUCCUGGGCAGACCUAUGGCAGUCCUGGGGCCAGUGGAGUGGGGACCAGCCCACGGUCUCUGGACACGGAGCUGGCCACCCCAGGGCCCCUGCCUACCAGACUGCCCCAGCUGUGGGACCCUGCUGCAACCCCUUACCCCACACCUUCCCUGGGCCCCCCAGCCACCACCAGGAACGCCUUCUUUGAAGGCCAGGCCAGCCUAGGCCUGCGCCUUGGCCUCCCCCGGAGCCCCCCACUGCCCUGGCCGCAGGUGCUUCCAGCUACCGGGCCCAGCCCCCACCGCAUGGAGGUGUUGAGCCAGCUGCCUUUCCCCGCAGGGGCCCCCGAGUGGCAGGGGGGCGGCCAGGGAGCCCUGGGUGCUGCCGGCAAGACUCCGGGGCCCGGGGAGAAGGUGGCUGUUCUGAGAAACAGCCCGGGCCGGCACGGUGGCGGAUCCCCGGGCCUGUUUGCCUACAACGGGCUGAAGGACCCCGGAGCCCAGCCCCUGUUCUUUGGGGUGGCCCAAUCCCAGGUCUCACCCCGGGCGACCCCCGGCCUGCCCCCGCCCAGAGUGGUGGGUGCCUCUCCCUGCGAGUCCCCGCUGCCCUCACCUGCCACCAACACAGCCAGCAACAGCUCCUGCUCUUCACUGUCACCACUGUCUGGCAGCCCAGCCAACCCCAGCUCGGAGGAGAGCCAGGCCCCCGGCCCACGCGGGCCCUCCACCUUCUUCCACGGCCCCGCUCGCCCCCCGGAGACCAGCAGCCCCUACCCAUCCCCCGAGCCCCCACACGCCGUCCCCAUGCACUACCAGCCGGAGCCCGCCGGAGCCUUUCCUUUCCCUGCCGCAGAGGGACUGGGGGCCGAGGGCACCUUCAAAUGCCUGGAGGAGGCCCCCUUCGCGGGUUCAGGCCCCGAGGUGGGCAGCGACAGCGGGCUGGAGGGCUUCCCCCGGGAGCCACCCCCCUACCCCGCCCACCACUUCCCCCUGAGCAGCGCCAGCCUGGACCAGCUGGACGUGUUGCUCACCUGCAGGCAGUGCGACCAGAACUACAGCAGUCUGGCCGCCUUCCUGGGUCACCGGCAGUUCUGCCGCGCGCUCCUGGCCAGGGCCAAGGAUGGCCUCCCGCAGCCCCCAGGCCUCCCCGGCCCCCCCGCCACCCCCAAAGCCCCAGCUGGUGGGAACCCCAGCCUGCUCAGCCACCCCAAGACGGGCCCCUUCCUGCUAGGUGGGGACCUCCGGGCUGACAGCAAAGAGGACCCCCUGAGGACCAGCUUCCUGCCCGGCCUGGCCGCAGCCCCCUUCCCCCUCCCCGCCGCGGACCUGGACCCCGAGGACGACGCCAAGCUGGACAGCCUCAUCACCGAGGCGCUCAACGGCCUGGGGUACCAGUCGGACAACCCCGAGAUCGACAGCAGCUUUAUCGACGUCUUCACGGACGAGGAGCCUUCCGGCCCCAGAGGUGCUGGUGCCGGGCAGCCCCCCAAGACCAGGGUGGGGACAAUGCCGGAGAACAAAGCCCAGCCCCCACUCCCGGGCGAGGCCGCCCUGCAGGAACCCCAGGUCCCCCGCCCUGGGAACACAGGCUGCCCGGCCCGCAGCCGGCCCAAAACCCGCUCCCUGGGCCCAGCGCCCACAGAGGCAGACGGGGCUGGCCUGGCCAGCCAGCAGAGGAGAGGGAAGCGGUUUAAGUUGUUGCAAAAAGAUCUGGACACCUCCGGCUCCACCAAGAGCCGGAAGGGCCCCCGAGCCGCUUGCCUGAGGCCAAGGAGGAAAGGCCCCGGGGCUGAGGCCCCCCUGCCCCGCCCCCGGGACCUCAGGACCCCGGCCGCCAGGAGCCUCGCAGCUCCUGCCAGACAGGCCCUCCCGGUGGAGACCAGGAGCUCACAGCGCCUCCGCCUGUCCCCGGGGCAGGACUCCAGGAGGAGGAGGCUGCGCGGCGGCACCUGGAGCAAGGAGCUCAUCCACAAGAUCGUUCAGCAGAAGAACAGGCUCCCAGAGCUCACCUGUGCCUCCGAGUCAGAGGAGGAGGACUGCUCGCGGCCACACCCGCACGGCCCCCACCUCCGAGGCCGACCCCGUCAGGGCUGCCGGCGGUGGCGCGGAGGCAUGAAGCGGAAGGAAGUGGACGUGACCCCGGGCCCCAGGGAGGAUGGGGGGCUGCAGAAACCCAGGAUGGUCGUGAGGCAGGAAGCCACCCAGGUCGGGGGCUCCCCCAGCCCUGAGGAGAGAGCCCCCAAGCAUCUUCUGCAGGUUCCUGCCAGCACCAAGACCCCAGAGGAGAACCGUCUGGCACUAGACUUCCCCAGGGAGACCAAGCACCCCGGAACUGCUAAGGAGCUCCCCCCAGAUGCCACAGAACUCCCCAGAGAGGCUCCGAGCUCUUCCCCAGCCUCCCGUGGAGGGGGGAGCCCCCACCCCCCAGCCCCAGAGCCGCAGGAGCCGGGCAGAGAGGACCCCCGGGUGUCCCACAGAAGUCUGCCAAGCGCUGCCCAGGGCACAGAGCCACCCCCCUCCCGGGACACAGAGGACCCCCCUGCCUACCCACCAGGAGAGCUGCUGGUGCCGGUCGCUCAUGCCGCUGACACCGCCUACCUUGAAUCGGGUGCCCUCUUUUUGAAGACCCCUGAUCUUGGCUGCAGCCCUGCUCUUCUUAACAGAGACCCUGUGGGGGUUCCACUUGCCAAAAAGGGGCCCCAGCCCUACAGCAGCCCCCCUAGCAAAUUGUUCCUCGGACCCAAAGACCUGCCUGGCUGUCUCCAAGAAGACCUCUACUCCAAGCCCUUAGCGCCAGAUGCUCCGCCGGCCGGCAGCACGCACCUGCCCCAGGACGGUGUGGACGCCAGUGCCCUCAAGCCAAAACCACCCAGGAGUCUACCCUACGCCACCCACGGGGGUCCCAGCAAAGCCGAAUCACCGCUGACUUUGGAGUCCACACCACUCUUCCCAGGGCUGCCUGUGGGCAGAUUUGACCCGCCCGCCUACAGCAGCCUGUCUGGAAGCAGAGACACCCACUCCCUGUUGGUGUGCGCAGACCCUCCCCCAAGGAGACCCCAGUUAGAGCUGCCAUACUCCCCGCUUCUGCCCGACAAGGGCUGGUCCCUGCUGGAGGAGUCCCCAGUGCUGGCCAGCCACAUGGGUCAUCUUCCUGACCUCCUGGGGGAAAAGGCGUUCAGUAGGAGGUGCCCCGGGGAAGGGGCAGUGGCCGCCAGCCCUCCACUUCUGCCUGGCAAGCUCAGCGAAUGUGGCCUUGCUUUUAUGGGCAACCUGUCCGAAGAUGAAUUAGAAAUCAAAAGACUGGUCGCCGAAUUAGAGAGUCAGCUGCAGAGUAAAGGGGUGCCUGAGGCCCCAGAACUGCUGUGCACGGCUGGGCAGGCAAGCAGGACGCACGCGGGCAUAGGGGCUCCUCUGCCCACCCGCCAGGCCGCCUUGCCCCCCAGGGACACCUUCUCCGAGGCCAACCUCACCGGCCUUGGGGAGUUGACUCCAUGCCCAGAAGGGGCAGAAACAGCAGUGGCCACCAGGGAAGGGGGGCCGGGGAGCGCCCAGGAGGAGUGGCCCUCCCCCGACCCAGGAGAAGCAGCCCUUUCCCCCCCUGCACGUGCAGAAGGGGCGUCUGGGGCUCCCAGAACCAUCAGUGGGGCCGACCGCAACUUCCGAGCAGUACAGAGAGCCAGAGUCUCGGAAACAGGGCCCCCGAAGCCCGAAGGGGACUGCGGGGUCCACGCGGAAGUCUCUCUGCCCGGCUCUGGAGAGCUGUUCAAGCCUCCACUGGAUGUGAGGAGCUUAGCCAAAUGCAGCCCAAGCUGUGAGCCAUUACAUCCAAAAAAUAACAGGGCUGGCAAGAUGCACCCAAGCCACGCUCUGCUGCUCCCUCCCUGCUCACAGGCAGGUGGGCCCUGCCAAGAGCCCCCUGAGCGGGAAGCGUUUCGCAACCCACUCACCCAUCUGGCACCCGGCUUGGUGCCUCAGGGGGCCACCCCGUCUUGUGGUGUCAGUCAUAGCGAUGCCCCCAAAGGAUACUCUGUAAGCAGGGCAGGCCAGCCAGAAGGAGCAGGCCUCCCCCAUGCUGGGGCGGGGGGCCCUGGCCUUAAGGGUAAUGAGGAGUCUGUAGCCGUGGGGGCCUCCCCAAGUCCUGCCUGCGUGCCCAACAGCAGUCCUGGCAGGAGGCCCCAGGACCCAGCCACGAGCCCCCUCCGUCAGCUGCAGCUCCUGGUGGCCAGAGCGGCUGGGAAGGAAGAAGACGCCUUGGCCUCACAGGGGCCCCCACCUGCUGGCACCCAGAGCCCUCGGCGCAGUGAGCCCUCAGAUCUGGAAGGGGACAGCGUGGAAGGUGGGAACGUCCCCGCAGCGGCCAGAUGUCAGUUGGGGCCUGAGGCUGAUGGACAUCUGAACUCCCUCGGCCAGGCUGAGAAGCCUGAGGACCGAGACAGAGCCAGCAGACUGCAGCCAGAUAAGUGGGGGAGUCCAGUGGGGCUGGACAACCUCCUCACAGUCAGUGCCGAUGCUGAGACCGCCCUGGCCAGGUUGGCCAGGGAUGCGCACCAGCUAGGGGGACAGCUCCAGGGAAACGGCCUGGUCUUGGGCCUUCAAAAAGAGGCCUGGGCCACCCCAAGCCUUUCCUCGUCUAAUGCAGAAUCUUCGGUACCGGCCUUGGUAGCAGCCCACGUCCAAAAUGGGCCUGAAGCCCGGACUUCAGAGGAGGCGGCCAGCCCAGGCCUUGAGAAGCAGCGGCUGCUCGCUGGAGACAGCCCUGCCCCCCCCAUCAGGGACCUGACCACCUGUGUCCCCUUGCCUGCUUCUGCAGCCACCUCCAUUCCCUCUGGCCUGGAGCCCCUGCCCCAGGAAGACCCUCCUACGGGACCUUCGGGUGGGCUGAGGGGGCUGCUCCCAGCCCCUCCAUCCUGCGGGGAUCCCGCCAGCCCACAGCUCCUCCCAGGCCCUUCUCCUGCCCGGCCCGCUCCGCAAAGGGCUGACGGCACCCCAGCCAGCACAGAUGCUGGGGCUGGACCACCUGCAGCAUCUCCCCCAUCUUUGAGGACAAGCCCCCGUGGCUUCAAGGAAAGCCUGGCUCACCAGCCCCUCCUGGGGAACCACAGCCCCCUGCAGGACCCUCCCUCGGGCCAGCCUGGCUUCAUCAGUGUCUUCACUCCUGCCCAGGGGGAGGACCGCCCUGAAGGCAGCAUGUCAGGACCGCUAGAGAGUUCCAGGAAGGAGAAGCCCAGGAGCUGUCCUGCCUCUGUCGCCCGUUCUCCCCCCGUGAGGCCCACCUCCCCGAGAGGGACCAUGAACGCCCCCGCCCUGCCCGACGUUCUCACCACAGAUGGCAUGGGGGCCGUCAGAGGCCCCGGGGUCAGCCAUCCAGACCGCCACGGUGGGGGAGCCCCACCCCACGCCAGCCCCAGCGGGAUGCCCACAGGCCCCACCUCCCCAGACCCCCCAAGCAACAGGGAAGGCCAGGGUGUCACCACUGUGCCCGCUGAACCUUCCACACGGGGGCCCACGGGGCCAGACUCCUGGGCCUGCCAGGAAGACAAGGCGGGGGCUGGCCGCUCUGGAGCCAUGACAGCCCCUGGAGCUGACACCACAGACCCCGCCCUCACCUGCCCGUCCACGGAGCUCCGCCGGGGCAGAACCACGUCUCCCAGCAGCACAGCCCGGGACUCCAGACCCAGCUCCUCCCAGAGUGUCAGAACUGUUCACCGCACACCCCAGAGGGACCCCCUCAGUCCGCAGGGUACCAGACAGAAGCCUGUGUCCACAGACAUUGCCCCCCGGGAGGACCGGGCCCCCGGCAGGCGGCCCACAACCUGUGAGGUGUGCGCAGCCUCCUUCCGCUCCGGGCCGGGCCUGAGCCGCCACAGAGCCAGGAAGCACGGGCUGCACAAGGGCCCCCCCCGCCCCGCCCGGCCCCCGGCGCCAGGCGUGCCAGCCCCCCAGGAAGGAAAGCCUCAGGGCACCUGGGAAGGAGAAGCCAAGGCAGGCGCAGAGCGCCGGGAACCACACCCCCCAGGCCCGGGUGAGCCGGGAGUGGACAUGAGGCCUGCAGAGCCCAGGAAGCAGGGCCGGCUGGUGAGGGACAAGCGCUGUCCCAAACAGGCAGACAAAAGAGGCGUCCAGCAGCGGGGCCAGGCACCCGAGGACGUCUCCAGCAAGUCAGAGGGGAAGUCGCAGGAGAAGGGCAGAAAUCCCAGAGCAAGAAGGUUCCGGGAGGCGAGGAGUCCUCCAGUCUGUCCAGGUGUGAUUUCAGACAGAAGCCGCUGGGGUCCAUCCACCACAACCGCCAGUCCCCCGGGGCCUCCAGGUGGCCCCCUCUCAGCGCGGGCCCAGCCGGACGCUGACGCCUCCUGGCCCUCGGUGACGGAGAACACAGUGGACACAGACCCAGAGGAGACGCCAGCACAGAGGUCACCCGGGGAUUGGGUGGCCCGUGAGGAGGGGAUGGAGUGGGCGCCUCCUGGGGACGGGCCGGGGGGACAGAAAACAGCCGUGGCCAGGGGGUGCUGGGGUCCCAGGGAGGCUGGAACAUCGGAUGUCUACAAAGAGCUGUCGUGGGCAGCCGGGACUGAGCCUGCAGGGGACCGCAGAGCAGCGGAGAGCGGGUCAGGGCAAGGAGUCAGGGAGGGGCACGGACCCCCCACAAGCCCCCCCGGCCCUCGGGAGACUGGCAGCUGCCCCCUGAGCCCCCUGCACAACCCAGAAGUGCAGGUCGGGGUCCAGGAGCGUGCGGGCACCGCUCCCGAAGCCCACAGCCCGGGUCUCGGGGACCCUCUGAGCGUGUUUGAUGAUGACGCCUCCUUUUCGCAGCUCUUCCCUCUGGGCGACCGCUUGACUCGGAAGAAGAACCCCCGUGUUUACGGCAAGCGCUGUAAAAAGCCGAGGGCCCCGCCCCCGCUGGAACCCCAUAGCGAGAUGGGGGGCAGCAUCGUGCUGGCCUCCACCCGCCUGCCCACAGACCUCAGCGACUCGGGGUCACUCUGCCUCUCCCACGAGGACCCGUGGGGUGACGAGGCCAUAGGUCUGCCAGAGUCCUUCCUGCUGGAGGGCUUCCUGAGCAGCAAGGUGCCCGGCAUUGACCCCUGGGCCCCCAGCCCCAGCCUGUGGGCCCUGGAGGCCGACCCAGAGGUGGACUGUGCAGAGGACGUGCCCCCCCGCCACGCGGAGGACCGCCGGUCAGAGAACAUUCCCGAGCUGCACAUGGUCCCGGCCUCUUGGAGAGACCUGGACCUGCAGGCCCCCGCCGAAGGGAUGGCCUCUUCCCUAGGAGACAAGAGCCCGGAGCCCCCCAACCUGGAGCAAGAAUACGACAGCGGGCUUCCCGGGAGCGCCGUGGCCCUUGAGAUGCUCAGCGCCAAACUGGAGGUGCGAGACCUGUGCUUCCUGGCGCCCUGUGACGACCACGUGGGUGUCCUCAGCACGAGCUCUCUGGACUUCGGGGCCACGGUGGGCCCCCAGGAGCCGCAGAGCCCAAGGCCGGCAGGUGCAGCCGGGGCACGAGGGGCGCCGGGCAGGGAGCGGCACGCCAAGGCCAGGAGGGCACCCUACAAGUGCAAGGUGUGCUUCCAGCGCUUCGGCGGCCUGGGCGAGCUGGACCUCCACAAGCUGGCUCACAGCCCCGCGCCACCUCCCACCUGCUACAUGUGUGUGGAGCGCAGGUUCGGCUCCCGCGAGUUGCUGCGGGAGCACUUGCAGGAGAAGCACGUGCAGAGCAAGGCAGGGCGCUGGGCCUGCGGCAUGUGCCUGAGGGAGGUCGCCGACGUCUGGAUGUACAAUGAGCAUCUGCGGGAGCACGCCCUGCGGUUCGCCCGCAAGGGGCAGGCGCGAAGGUCCCUCGGGGACUGGAAGGGGGGCCAAAGUGUCGCUCGCUUCCUGGGCAGCAUCACGGGACAGGCGUCCAGACCCAGUGGGGGCAAACGCUCGACAGGCAAGUCCAACGGGGGCCCCGCAGAGGCGUCGGGGAGACAGCCAGGGGCCGGGAAGGAAUUCCAGAGGGAGAGGGUGAAACCCCAGGCUCCUGCCCACGACUCGGCAGAUGGGGCUUUGGCCGACAGCAGCCCCACGGCCUGCGGGAACCCCAGUCUUCCCAGCGGCUCCGGCAAGACGUCCCCCAGCCUGUCCCCUGAGCCCUGCUCCGGCAGCGAGCCGCUCCUGCAAGCCCUCCCCGUGCACCAGGGCUGCAAAGACCCGUCCCGGGACUGCCACCACUGCGGAAAGCGGUUCCCCAAACCCUUCAAGCUGCAGCGCCACCUGGCGGUGCACAGCCCUCAGCGCGUCUACCUGUGCCCCCAGUGCCCGCGCGUCUACCCGGAGCACCAGGCGCUGCGCGCGCACCUGGGCGGGGCGCACGGGGUGCGGGGGGAGUUGGAGCUGCCGCACACCCCGCUCUACGCCUGUGAGCUCUGUGCCGACGUCACGCACAUCAGCAAGCGCUCCUUCGUCUGCAGCUCCUGCAACUACACCUUCGCCAAGAAGGAGCAGUUUGACCGCCACAUGGACAAACACCUGAGGGGCGGGCAGCAGCCCUUCACGUUCCGCGGCGUGCGGCGGCCUGGCGCCCCCGGCCAGAAGGCGCCGGCCCGCGAGGGCACCCUGCCCAGCAAACGGCGCAGGGUGGCCGUGCCCGGCGCCAACGGGCCUCUGUCCUGGGGCCGCAGCCACCCCCAGAGCGAGGGGUCACUUGCAGCCCUGCUCCAGCCCUGCCCAGAGGCAGCUCCUGGCACCACCAAGGGGCAGCCCAGGACCCCGGAGAGGCCUGUAGAGCCCGUGGGCCACCCGGUCACAGGGGGUGACGUGCCCUCUGACCUCCAGGAACUGCCGCCCCCAGCUCUGUCUCCUUUCCCGGUGGCCUCCGCUGAUGGCCAAGGUGGCCACAAGCCGGAUGGGGCCCCGGGGAGGUCGGAAGGUGAGGCUUCUCCAGGCAGCCCUGGGCCUCUUCUCCAGCAGGCUCUCCCGCUGGGGGGCUCUGUGCCCCAGCCGGGGGCCAGAGGCCAAGAUGUAGAGGAAAAGAGGGCUACUGGCCCAUUCUCAGGGAAACGCAGGACCCCGAGUGCCCCUGACCAUUGCCUGGAAGCCCCCUCCCUGCUCCAGAAGGAGAAGCAGCUGUCCACAGGCCACACGGUGCCUGAGGGGGGCACAGGGGGGCCCUCCCACAAGGGCAGUGCCGUCAAGCCUUGGGGCUGCCGGAGUUCAUCAAAGGACAGGUCAGCCUUGCCCACCCCCAGCAAAGCUCCCAGGUUCCCGGUGCAACCGAAGAAGGUCGCGGCCAGUCCGACACCCAGAGAGCUAGCCCAUGGCACUGAGGACAGGCCAAAGUCCACCACCCUCAAAGCCAAGCCGAGCCCCAACUCCCAGGGUGGUGGAGGCCCACGGCACAGCACCAAGACAGCAGGGGGCAGCCAGCCCCAGCCAGCCAGCGGGCAGCUCCAGAGUGAGACAGCCACCACCCCAGCCAAGCCCAACUGCCCAGGCCAGGGCCCCGCCUCAGACAAGCACCCUCCUCGAGCCAAGGGCUCUCCCAAGGGGCCAAGGGAAGCUGGUGACCAGGGGCCCCGAGGGAGCCCGGGCACCAGGGCGGACGGGGAGGUCAGCGAGAAGAAAAGGAAGGGCCGGGCCCCGGGGCCAAGCAGGAGUGAGAGUGUGGGGAGCUUGGGGAGAGCCCGCUUGGUCCCUGAAAAGCCGCCCCGGGCCCCCCGAAAGCAGGCGACACCCAGCCGUGUGCUCCCCACCAAGGCCAGGCCCAGUAGCCAGAACAGCACGGUACCACCCCAGCCCUCGGAGCAAGGGCAGGCGGGCCCCAGACACACCCUCGGGGACUGCAGACGCAGCAAGGAGGGGCAGGGCAAGGCCUGCCCCCAGGGGAGGCCCCUGCACAGACCCCCCAAGAGGGACAGAGCUGUCCAUGGUGCUGAACCUGCCGACCCCCGUGCCUGCAGGACCGCCGCGUCCCAGAACGACCUCCUCAGCCAGCUCUUUGGGCAGCGACUGACCAGCUUCAAGAUCCCGUUAAAGAAGGACCCCCCCGAGUAA